AUGUCCCUCCAAGUGAAUGACCCACGGUCGCGAACCAGAUCCAAAUCCCCUGGUCGCGAGCGCUCACGGUCGCGCGACAGCCGAGCCCCCUCUCCCUCCCACCGCUCGCGCUCCCCAGCCGUCGAAGCCCCCAGAACAAAAGGCUACAGCCCGGACGAAGAAGCCGACAUCGAGCGCCAAUACAAGCUCAUCAGCGAGGAACGUCGUCGCGAAAACGACGAACCCCGCGCCUCACGCGCCCCAAGAAGCCCCCGCUACGACGUGAACCGCUCAGACUCAGACUCAGAGUCGAGACGUCGCGACGCAGAAAGGUCCCGACGCUACGAUGACCGCUACGAACACUCGGAUUCGGAGCGCGGGUCUGCUGCAGCACCUUCGUCGCGCUCUCAUCGACGCCGACCCUCGCCAGACCGCGGAAGUCGCGUGAACCACGACUCCGACUCAGCCGAUGAUUUAGCUUACGGCGAUGUCCCAGGUAGUCAUCCUAGCUAUGCGCGUCCGAAUCGGUACAGCUAUGCCCAACCCACGCAGUUCGCGGCCGCUGCCCCGCGACCGGGAUACCCCGCUGCGCCGAUCGACUGGGCCUCUGUGCCGGAAUGCGAACGUCCUGGAUACGUGCCACCUUCGUCGCAGCCUGCGGGCUCGGCUACUAUGCCCGGCGCGUUCCCGGUGGCUUCGACGUAUUCCGCUACCUCGGGGUCUGUGCCGGCGCCGGUGAUUCCAUCGCAGUAUCCUGGUUUCCCCGGACAGGCGUAUGCGACCAGUGCUGGCUAUGCGCCUGCGCAUUAUCGGACGGCCUCUGCUACUGAUACUGGGUAUCCGGCGGCGGGGUAUGCCAAUCCCGGUGCGUACCAGUAUGCUCAAGUUGAUCCGAAUGUGGUGAAGUAUGCUUCGAAAGCAGAACCUAAGCAGGCGCCGGUGUAUCCUGCUUCUACGAAUGAGCACUAUUCCAGGCCGCUGCCGCAGCAAUUGCAGAAUCAGUAUUACCCGCAAUCGCAGCAGAAGCCGCCGCCACCGCAGCAGCAGCAGCAGCAGGCUCCUGACCAGUCGCAUCGGUAUAGACCCGAGCCUGAGUUUGUGGAGAUCGCGCCUGGUGGGAAUCGGUCGAGUACUCGUCCGCACAGCCAGUCUGUGUCAUCGAAUACCCUCGCAGUUGCCGGAGCCAGUGCAGCCCAUUCGGCUCUUCCCCCUGGUAGUCCACUGCUAGAGCCGUAUCGUGGUACCUACCAGUCCAUCUCACCGAUGCCAUCCCCAAUCGUCAUCCCCUCCAUCCGCGACGACGACAUCUCAGACUUGGAACCCCUCGACGGCUCAGACUCCAGCCGACGUAGCAAGCACCACCGCUCGCACUCCUCCGUCAGCGAGAAAGAUGCCCGCACCCGUAGCAGCAAAGACAAGAAAGACAAAGAGCGCGACGACCGCACCGACAAACGUCUCACCCGCCCUACCCACGACCGCCACGACUCAAACUCCUCCAUACCCGACGGAAAAAUCCUCGUCUCCCCAACAACCGGCCGCAAACGCGUCUCCUUCUACGACGCCGGCCCAGACGCCGCAGCAAUGCAAUCCGCCCUAAACCACGCCCGAAACAUCGACAGCAAACCCAUCAUCCAAAUCCUCCCCCGUCUAUCAAGCGACGAGAUCAUCCUCCUGCGCGCAGAAUACAAAUCCCGCGUCCGAAUGCAAGGAAAAGGAAUAAACAUCGCCAAACACCUCCGUCUCAAACUGGGAAGUUCCUCCUUCGGAAAAGUCUGCUACGCAACAGCCCUCGGUAGAUGGGAAUCAGAAGCUUAUUGGGCAAACUGCUAUUACCAAGCCGGCACAUCGCGUCGUGAACUCCUAAUCGAGUCCCUGAUGGGAAGGUCGAAUGCUGCUAUUCGCGAAAUCAAAAACUCUUUCCGUGAUACUAGAUACGAUAAUAGUAUCGAGCGCUGUAUGCGCUCCGAGUUGCGCGCGGAUAAAUUCCGCGUUGCUAUCCUGCUUGCACUUGAGGGUCAGCGACAGGAUGAUCGUGAGCCGCUCGAUAAACGGCUUGUUCGUGAUGAUGUGCAGGAUUUGCAUCGUGCUAUUGUCCGGGAGGGGGGUGAAACCCUAGCACACAUCCUCAACGGCGCAAUAAACAGACCAAUGCGCGACGCCCUCCUCCUCCACCAAGCCCUACGCGAAUCCCGUACCGGCCGCGAACGCUCAGAACUCCUCAUUUCCCGGCUCGUGCGUCUGCACUGGGAACCGAGACAUCUUGAUCUCGUUAAGAACGAGUACAGACGGAGAUAUCAUGAGCGUUUGGAGGAGGCUAUUGCCGAGGAGAUUCUUUCGUUGAAUGGUGGGCAGGAUUGGGGGGAGUUCUGUAUUGAGUUGGCGCGGAAUGCUUGA
Penicillium concentricum is the source of this 2373-nucleotide messenger RNA. RefSeq names its product annexin ANXC4 (gene anxc4). The record is from RefSeq and is a predicted model, not a curated record. Gene Ontology annotation, cellular component: cytoplasm. The transcript has 2 exons. Gene Ontology annotation, molecular function: calcium ion binding; calcium-dependent phospholipid binding. Lineage: Eukaryota; Fungi; Ascomycota; Eurotiomycetes; Eurotiales; Aspergillaceae. The coding region runs from base 1 to 2373 and encodes 790 amino acids.